GACGCGAUUAUACGCAGUAAUAGUGUGUAGGAUGCCUUGUAGAUGGUGACUAUAUAUGAAAUAGUGUAACAAUAUCUUGCAAUAAAUUGGAGAAAGAUUCAAGAGCUUUUUUGAAUGAGUUUGUUAUUUUUUUGUUAUGCUAGUAGUGCCAAGUCCCAAACACAAAUGUCCCAAUGUUUGUCAUUCCAACGUGGAUAGCAUAAUAGAAGCACAAAGGUUUCUUCAAAAGUGCUUCUCUGUCAUAAUUACUUGUCAUCUCUCUCUAUCUAUAGAUAUUCCUCAAAAUAACUGUGGAGGAUGUGAAGAAUUCGCGUUCAAAAACAGGGAAUACUAAGCAAUUUGUUGACAGGAGAAGGAAAUUGAAUGGCAAAAGUUUGUUGGCCAUAUUUUGAUCCUGAGUAUGAAAACUUCAGCAACAGAAUCAACCCUCCAAGGGUCUCUAUGGACAAUGAUAGUUGCCAUGAUUGUACAUUGAUCAAGAUUGAUAGUGUCAAUAAACCUGGAAUUCUGCUGGAAGUCGUGCAAAUCCUAACAGACCUUGACUUCAUAAUCACCAAAGCUUACAUAUCUUCUGAUGGUGGAUGGUUUAUGGAUGUAUUUCAUGUCACGGAUCAGCAAGGAAAGAAGAUAACAGACAUCAAAAUUAUCGACUUCAUUGAAAAGGCUCUAGGACCAAAGGGCCGCAAGAGCACAGAAGGUGUGAAGAGUUGGUCAGGCAAACGAGUUGGUGUGCACCCCGUUGGUGAUCAUACAGCCAUUGAGCUCAUUGGUAAGGACCGGCCAGGUCUCUUGUCAGAGAUCUCGGCUGUCCUUGCAAGCCUCCAAUUCAAUGUGAUUGCAGCUGAAGUUUGGACUCAUAACAGGCGAAUAGCAUGUGUUCUUUAUGUCAAUGACGCUACAAACCAAGCUAUGGAUAAUGACUCAAAAAGAUUGUCUACUAUUGAGGAGCAGCUCAACCACAUCCUGCGUGGAUGUGAGGAUGAUGAGAAAGUGGCUCGGACCAGUUUCUCCAUGGGUUUCACCUUCACCCACAUGGACAGAAGGCUCCACCAAAUGCUGUUUGCUGAUAGGGAUUAUGAGAGUGCCGGAGUAACCACAACAAAUGUUGAUUGUCCUCCUUCUUUCAGGCCAAAUAUCAGAAUAGAACGCAUUGAGGAAAAAGGCUACUCAGUCGUUAGUGUCAAAUGCAAAGAUCGGGCAAAAUUAAUGUUUGACAUUGUCUGCACUCUCACUGACAUGGAAUAUGUUGUUUUUCAUGCCUCAAUCUCAUCUGAAGGCCCUUAUGCAUCACAGGAGUAUUUCAUCAGGCACAUGGAUGGGUGCACACUUGACACUGAAGGGGAGAAAGAAAGGGUUGUCAAAUGCAUUGAAGCUGCUAUUCAAAGAAGAGUAAGCGAGGGUGUGAGCCUUGAGCUAUGUGCAAAGGAUAGAGUGGGCUUGCUGUCUGAAGUGACAAGGAUUCUACGAGAGAACGGCUUAACAGUUUGUAGGGCAGGUGUAUCAACCAUCGGAGAGAAAGGACUAAAUGUUUUCUACGUGAGAGAUGCAUAUGGAAACCCUGUGGACAUGAACAUUAUCGACGCACUGCGUAAAGAAAUCGGCCAGACUGUAAUGGUUAAUGUGAAGAAGGUACCGGGCAACACGAAAGCGCCAGAAACGUCUCGAGGAUGGGCUAGAGUAAGCUUCUUCUUUGGGAACUUGUUGGAAAGGUUCUUGAAUUAAUUAGAACGAGUUGAGAGAAUCAUGCACCUGAUUCUGGUUGAUGUGAUUUGUAAAUUACACAACACAAUUGUAUUUACAAGAAUAAAGGUGUUGUGUGUCAAAUUUGGACAGUGCUUAAACUUGGUCCUUUUGUUUCAAACCUAACAAUACUUGUAAGAUGUAACAUGUGUUCCCUCUUCUCUAUCA
Messenger RNA from Lathyrus oleraceus (garden pea), 1908 nucleotides. Its product is annotated as ACT domain-containing protein ACR3. Bases 364 to 1722 code for a protein of 452 amino acids. NCBI's taxonomy places the organism in Eukaryota, Viridiplantae, Streptophyta, Magnoliopsida, Fabales, Fabaceae. The transcript is spliced from 8 exons. The record is from RefSeq and is a predicted model, not a curated record.